Colletotrichum karsti is the source of this 1500-nucleotide messenger RNA. Its product is annotated as C6 zinc finger domain-containing protein. Gene Ontology annotation, cellular component: nucleus. Gene Ontology annotation, molecular function: RNA polymerase II cis-regulatory region sequence-specific DNA binding; zinc ion binding; DNA-binding transcription activator activity, RNA polymerase II-specific. Bases 1 to 1500 code for a protein of 499 amino acids. The transcript has a single exon. Gene Ontology annotation, biological process: regulation of transcription by RNA polymerase II; DNA-templated transcription. The record is from RefSeq and is a predicted model, not a curated record. NCBI's taxonomy places the organism in Eukaryota, Fungi, Ascomycota, Sordariomycetes, Glomerellales, Glomerellaceae.
AUGGACGAGUUACUUGCUAUAUACCUUCGCACUUUCGAACACAUCUACCGCAUCAUCCACGUCCCAACAUUCCAAAAAGAACAAGAAACAUUUCGGGAGCACCCAGACAUGCUCCCGUCAGACUUCAUCAUCAGAUUCCAGUUGUGCAUGGCACUAGGAGCCUGCAUGCACGACGACACAUUCUCCCUGCGGCCCUGCGCCCUCCAAUGGAUCCACGAAGCACAAGAAUGGCUCGAGUCGUCAGAGAACCGAAGAUCAACCAUCGCCGGUAUCCAGGUGAUGUGUCUUCUGCACUUGUCUCUGCAGGCGACGGAGUCUCUCUACGGCGACCGGGUAUGGAUCCUCAGCGGGACCCUGCUACGAUCCGCGAUGUGCCUCGGGCUGCACCGGGACCCGGCCAGGUUGCCGCGCAUGUCGAUCUACCAAGCCGAGAUGCGGCGGCGGCUGUGGACGACGAUUUUAGAGCUCGUACUUGAUGCGAGUCUCGACUCCGGUCAGCCGUCUCUGCUGUCUUCCGAUGAUUAUGACACCGAGCUGCCGUUGAACGUCGACGAUGAUCAGAUCGGCCCCGACAUCGAGACCGUCCCAUCUGCCAAGGACAUGGGGUUGCUCACGGAUACAUCUGUUCAGAUAUCUCUGGGCCGCUCGAUUCCGCUUAGGCUGCGGCUUUCGAAGCACUGGAGCAAGAUCAAGCCGGAGACUAGCUACGCGGCGAUUCUGCAGCUCAGCUCGCAGCUUUCUGCCGCCCGCCGGUCUCUGGACGAGGCUCUCCGCUUGAUGUAUCCAAAGGUGUCGCAGUUUCAGUAUCAAUACUGCGAUGCAGUGUUCAUAAGGUGCAUUUUCACUCUGCACCUACCUUAUAUACCCCUUUCCAGCCCCUUAUUCUGCCACUCUCAUAAAAUAUGCACCGAAGCCGCCUUGGAGAUGUCCUACAUGACGCUUCCCAUCUCUCACAUCAACGAUCCUCUGUUGGAGAUCAUCCACACAACUUCAGGGAUCAAGGACCAGUGCUCGGACUUUACUCGUCUGUCUCUCUGCGGCUCCGGCUCGUUCAGAACAGCUCAACACCUCGCGACGAGCGUCAUCGCCACAGAGCUGAAUCUCAUGGUGGGAAAUGAUGGUAUAAACAGACCGGCCUUCGUGGUUCGUACUGCAGAACUGCACAUGCUACUCCGUGCCGGUGUGGAAUGGUCUGAGAAGCGUAUACGUGCUGGGCAGGAUAAUGUAAAGGACUACGUUUAUUUUGCUGUGAACCUAGCAGAGAUCGAGGCCAAGAUGAACGGGAAAACCCUAGGAGACGCAAUGGAGAAAGGAGGGUUAGAAGCAGUUAAUCAUGCCGUUGCAGUGUUGACGGAAAUGAUCGGAGAUCAAGCUGUGGCGCAAGACACCGGCUUGUCUUUUGAUGUCGACCAGGAGGAGCUGGAUGUUAUGGGAGCUUUUUGGGGCGACGAUUUUCCGGACUUGGGCUGGAUAGACUCCGCGUCUCAAAGUCAAAUGUGA